CUGCAGGUUUACUUUCACUUUUACCCUCGGAACGGCGCCGCUGAUUUUCUACCUUCAAGCCUCUAUCUGAAGGUAACAUAACCAGUUUUAAUGCUUUACUUGUUCAAAUCAGUUGUGAAGAGUUCAGCUCCCGCAUUAACAGGUGAUCUCUGCAGACAUCACUGUAACGGSCUGCCRGAAACGGGGAGCUCGAUAAUAAGAAGGGACUGUUACUCCUGUCCGCCAUGAUGGUUGAGCAGAGUUAGAGUUCAGCGCCAGAGUUACUUGCUGGUCAGCAGAUGAAAAGAGAGACAUUGUUCUUCGUGUGGAGCUUCUCCAAGCAGGUGUUACAGAUUUUUCUGUAAUACCUGUCCAGCCUCCGGAGGACCGGAGAGGAGCCGCUGUUCUCCCCGCUGUCUGACGCACUUAAACCGGACAGAGUUCUAACGGACAGCCGCUGGAGAGCAGCUCUGACUCUCCGGYUCUUUUUAUUUAUGCUACAAGUUAUUAAUGACGGCUGAAGAUGAAGGUAGACGGAGUGUGAGCUGAGCAGGAUGGAUCAGGUUGAGGACGGAGAGGACGCAGUCCGUCCCUCUAAGAGGAAACAACCAGAACCAGAGACUGGAUCUGGACCGAGCUGCGAGUCCCUGUGCAGUGACAUGUCAAAGGGUCGGCUCAUUAAUUUUAAACAGAACCAGCCUCCUAGAAAGAGGAAGCAACCUGGACCAGAACCAGAACCUGGAUCCCUACACAGUGACUCAUCAAAGGGUCGGCUCAUUGAUUUUAAGGGAGUGGACCAGCAGAGCUCAGAGGUUCCCACUGGUCCGACUGCCCCUGGGCUUCAAACCCCGCUGGACUCCACAUUUAUGGAGGUGGAACAAUACAUGUUCACUUUUAUGAAGGAACAGUUAAACAAGUUUAAAACAUAUCUGAGCCCAUUUGGUUCAGAGUGUUUAGAGAGUCAGAUGGAGGGUGAGGAUGAGGAGCACAGGAAGAACAGAGAGCACUUACUUCACAUGACUGUGAGCAUCCUGAGGAAGUUGAAUCAGGAGGAGCUGGCUACACGCCUGCUCAACAGUUCUCCUGUCACCUGCCAAAGUAAUCUUAAAGCAAAGAUGAAGAAAACAUUUCAGCAGAUCUUUGAAGGGGUUCCUAAAGCUGGAAAAUCGAUGCAUUUGAGUCAGAUCUACACAGAGCUCCACAUCACAGAGGGAGGGACUGGAGAGGUCAAUGAUGAACACGAGGUCAGACAGAUUGAAACAGCAUCCAGGAAACCAUACAGACCAGAAAUGGCUAUAAAACUAGAAGACCUCUUUAAGGCCGCACCAGGCAGCGAUUGGCCAAUCAGAACAGUAAUGACCAUGGGAGUAGCUGGCAUUGGGAAAACACUGUUAACACAGAAGUUCACUCUGGACUGGGCUGAAAGCAAAACCAACCAGAACAUCCAGUUCAUAUUUCCAUUCACCUUCAGAGAGCUGAAUGUSCUGAAAGAGAAAAAGUUCAGCUUGGUGGAACUGAUUCAUCACUUCUUUACUGAAACCAAAGGAAUCAGCAGCUUUGAACAGUUCCAGGUUCUGUUCAUCUUUGAUGGCUUGGAUGAGAGUCGACUUAGUCUGGACUUCAACAACAAGGAGAUCCUGACUGAUGCUACAGAGUCCAGCUCAGUGGAUGUUYUGCUGACAAACCUCAUCAGGGGGRAACUGCUUCCCUCUGCUCUCCUCUGGAUAACCACACGACCUGCAGCAGCCAAUCAGAUCCCUCCUCAGUGUGUUGGCAUGGUGACAGAGAUUAGAGGGUUCACCAACUCACAGAAGGAGGAGUACUUCAAGAAGAGAUUCAAAGAUGAGGAGCAGGCCAACAGAAUCAUCUCCCACAUCAAGACAUCACGAAGCCUCCACAUCAUGUGCCGCAUCCCAGUUUUCUGCUGGAUCACUGCUACAGUUCUGGAGGAUAUGUUGGAAACCACAGAAGGAGGAAAACUGCCUAAGACCCUGACUGAGAUGUAUAUCCACUUCCUGGUGGUUCAGACCAAAGUGAAGAAGGUCAAGUAUGAUGGAGGAUCUGGAACAGAUCCACUCUGGAGUCCAGACAACAAGAAGAUGAUUGAGUCUCUGGGAAAACUGGCUUUUGAUCAGCUGCAGAAAGGAAAUGUGAUAUUCUAUGGAUCUGAUCUUAAAUAUUGUGACAUCGAUCUCAGAGCAGCCUCAGUGUACUCAGGAGUGUUCACACAGAUCUUUAGAGAGGAGAGAGGGCUGUACCAGGACAAGGUGUUCUGCUUCGUCCAUCUGAGUGUUCAGGAGUUUCUGGCUGCUCUUCAUGUUCAUCUGACUUUCAUCAACUCUGGUGUCAAUCUUCUUGAAGAAAAUCAGACAUUUCUCCAAAAAUCUAAAAGAAAACAUGAAAAACAUCAGUUCUUCCAGAGUGCAGUAGACAUGGCCUUAAAAAGUCCCAAUGGCCACCUGGACUUGUUCCUCCGCUUCUUCCUGGGUCUUUCUCUCCAGACUAAUCAGACUCUCUUGAAGGACCUGUUGACACAAGAAGAGCCCAGCACAGAAACUACUGACGAAGCAGUCAAAUACAUAAAGAGGAAGAUGAGUGAGAAGUUUGCUGCUGACAAAAUCAUCAAUCUUUUCGACUGCCUAAGUGAAAUGAAUGAUCUUGCCCUUGUAGAAGAAGUCCAAGAGUCUCUGAGUUCAGGAAGUCUCUCCACUGAUAAGCUGUCUUCUGCCCAGUGGUCAGCUCUGGUCUUCAUCUUGUUGUCGUCAGAAAAAGAUCUGGAUUUGUUUGACUUGAAGAAAUUCAUCAAUUCAGAUGAGGACUUUGCAAGGUUGCUACCAGUUCUCGAAGUGUCCAACAAAGCCCUAUUAAGUGUCUGUAACCUUUCGCCAAGCACAUGUGCGACCCUUUCCACAGUUCUAAGUUCUCAGUCUUCUCAUUUGAGAGAGUUGGACUUGAGUAACAAUGACCUGAUGGAUACGGGAGUAACGCUUUUAUGUGGAGGACUCGGAAGUGAACAAUGCACUCUAACGACUCUAAGGCUGUCAGGCUGUCUGAUCACAGAGGAAGGCUGUGCUUCUCUGGCCUCAGCUCUGCGCUCCAACCCCUGCCAUCUGAAUGAGUUGGACUUGAGCUACAACCAUCCAGGAGAGGAAGGGGUGAAUAAGCUGACUGCACUGGAUUCUUUCUGGAAACCGGAAAAACUGAGGGUGGAGCCUGCUGGUGCCAAGUGGUUGACACCAGGUCUGAAGAAGUAUUCCUGUCAACUCACCAUCGACACAAACACAGUGAACAGAAAGCUCCAGCUGUCUGAAGACAACAGGAAGGUUACUGGUGUGGAUGAGGUCCAGUCUUACCCUGACCAUGAAGAGAGAUUUGAUUACUGGCCCCAGGUUCUGUGCAAGGAAAGCCUUCCUGAUCGCUGCUACUGGGAGGUUAUUUGGAGUGGGAAGGUUGAGAUCUCUGUGAGCUACAGUGGAGUCCAGCGUAAAGGAAGCAGUAAUGACUGUGAGUUUGGAUUCAACAACAUGUCCUGGAGUCUGAGCUGCUCAGAUGAGGGUCGUUAUUCUGUCUGCCAUGAGAACAAAAGGGAGUUUAUCUCCUCCUGCUCAUCUUCUGCUCCCUACCACAAAGUAGGAGUGUAUGUGGACUACCCAGGUGGUACUCUGUCCUUCUACAGAGUUUCUUCUGAAAUACCGAUCCAUCUCCAUACCCUCAAGACAGAAUUCACUCAACCCCUUUAUCCUGGUUUUGGGUUCUGGACGGGAUCUUCAGUCACUCUUUGUUAAGUAGAGUUUUGUCCUCAUGGUGACAGAAAAUCUCCAGAUCAGUGGAGAUUUUCUUUAAUAAAACAUUAAACAUUUUAUUAUUUUCUUUAAUAAAACAUCUCCAGAUCAACUCAACCAAAUCAUGUUUACACAUGAUUUGGUUGAGUUAAGAAUGUAAAAAGAAAUAUUUUGCGUCAUUCUAGAUGAAACGGAAAAAUGAUGGUGAACAAAUGGAAAUUGUUUUCAGUCAUCUUUGAUGGAAAAUUAACACUUAUAUUUAAAUAUUUAUCAUCAUGUAAGUGGGGUGUGUUUGGGGCUUUAUGGUGCAUUCACACCAUAAAGCGGACUAAUUUCCUGAUUAAAGCAGACUAAUUUCCUGAUUAGCCCGCUUUAAUCAAACUCUGGUUCUUUUAUAGAAUCCAGUUUGUUUGCCGAGAUAUGAAUGUGUAAUCAAACUCUGAAGCAGACCAAAAAAGUGAAAGUGAACUCUGGUGCAUUCAAAUUCAUAUGUGAAUGCCCAGUGGACCAGAGACUGCUCCAAAAGCAGGAAAUGGACUGCAGUGCAGGGCGGUAAAUACAACUAAAACAAAUGCAUUAGCCUAACACUAGCGGUAGAAAUGUCAUCGAGAAAUCAUACAACUCCUGAAAUCUGACGCCACUCCGUUGUUUCCAUUUGUGAGGAAGGAAGUUGUGAUCAGUGUCUUCUUUGGAAGUUUCAGUGUAUUUUCCUUCAGUAGUUCCUGGUGCAGCGCCACCACAGGCGAGGAGAGGAACAGAUUUUUCAGUUUAGAUUUAGUGUGAAAGUGAAUCGGCGUCAGCUGAAAAUGUAACAAAUGUAAGUAUGCUACAAUGAAAUGAGCUCAGUUUUUUUUAUUGUGGUUUAAAUUUGUUGUGGAGAAACUAAACAAACAUUAAAAAUGAAAUGUGGUGAAAUAUGCUAAUUUUGUUUUUAUGCUGAAGUUGUGUUUUUCUAUUUUAGUGGUAAUCUGCCUUUCUGCUUUAAUGAAACUGUUCCAUGUGCUUGUAUUUGUUUCUAUACCACCAAAUGCUACAAUAACUCUAAAAUAGUGAGUAUUUAUCAGCUGGAAACAAAGACGAGCCUGAGAAAGUCCACUGAGACUUUCUAAAUACAUUAUUAUACAUGUGAUUGUAAAGUUGUAUCUACAACUAGAGCAGAAUAAACACAUUUUAAUAUUAUCCAGCAAAAAAUAUAUUUUUAAACGAAAACUAUUUGAAAGUAAACUGUAGUUACUUUAACAAACAUAUUUAUUGAUAUAGUAAUUUUAACUGCAUUUCACAGAUGAAAUAAAGAAUUUCUCACAAACCUA
Molecule: messenger RNA, 5071 nt
Organism: Poecilia reticulata (guppy)
Lineage: Eukaryota; Metazoa; Chordata; Actinopteri; Cyprinodontiformes; Poeciliidae
Source: RefSeq, a predicted model, not a curated record